AUGUCGGCUCCCACGACGAAGACCUUUGGCAAGUCCACUCGGUCGGUGCCUGCGCCGGCUGAAAAGGCCCAGAAAUGGUACCCUGCUGAGGAUGAGGCCAAGCCGCGUCAGGUCCGCAAGACCAUCCGCCCCUGGACUCCCCGCCAGACUCUCGUCCCCGGUACCGUCCUGAUCCUCCUCGCUGGUCGCUUCCGUGGCAAGCGCGUCGUCCUGCUCAAGACCCUCGACCAGGGUGUUCUGCUCGUUACCGGCCCCUUCAAGAUCAACGGUGUUCCCCUUCGCCGCGUCAACUCCAGAUAUGUCAUCGCCACAUCAUACAAGGUUGACCUUACCGGUCUCGAUGAGGCCAAGAUUGAGGAGGUUGCCAAGCCCAAGUACUUCACCGCCGACAAGGCUCAGCAGAAGGCUGGCGAGGAGGCUUUCUUCAAGCAGGGAGAGAAGCCCCAGAAGAAGGAGGUUACCAGCAGUCGGGCGGCUGACCAGAAGGCCAUCGACAAGGCCUUGAUCGCCAACAUCAAGAAGGUCGACCUUCUUGCCAGCUACCUCGCCUCCUCUUUCAGCCUUCGCAAGGGCGACAAGCCCCAUGAGAUGAAGUGGUAG
Molecule: messenger RNA, 600 nt
Organism: Podospora anserina S mat+
Lineage: Eukaryota; Fungi; Ascomycota; Sordariomycetes; Sordariales; Podosporaceae
Exons: 3
Coding region: 1-600 (199 amino acids)
Biological process (GO): cytoplasmic translation; ribosomal large subunit assembly
Cellular component (GO): ribosome; cytosolic large ribosomal subunit
Molecular function (GO): RNA binding; structural constituent of ribosome
Source: RefSeq, a predicted model, not a curated record